Molecule: messenger RNA, 4572 nt
Organism: Geodia barretti
Lineage: Eukaryota; Metazoa; Porifera; Demospongiae; Tetractinellida; Geodiidae
Source: the annotation of a GenBank genome assembly
UUGAAUAGGAUGAUGACUAUGGAAAUCCUACAAGAACUCAAUGAGAAGCAACAGCAAGCCGCAGCGCACACCGACGGCGCGAUGCUGGUUGUAGCGGGACCGGGCACCGGCAAGACGAAUGUUAUUACCCACCGAAUUGCACAUCUUAUCCGAAACCAUCAGAUAGCACCGCAGCAGAUUUUUGCCGUUACCUUCACGAACAAAGCCGCACAGGAGAUGCUUGAUCGGAUCAAGGAGCUGCUCGGCACAACGCAAGGGUUGGAGGUCCGUAUCCACACCUUUCACGCCUUUUGCGUCCGUCUGCUCCGUGAACACGCAGAGACGAUUGGGUUGGGAGUAAACUUUGCUAUUUUCAGUCAGGAGACACAAGAAGAGGUAUUAAUCGAAUGUCUGCGCGAACUUGGUCAGAACCGGCUCACCUAUCCCCCGUGGAUGCUGCGCGACAUCAUCGGCGCGUACAAGAUAAAGUUGGAAGAUCCAACCGCUGAUCGAGACGAAAUUCGGCUGGGCGAUGGGACAGUUAUCAACGACCCGGUGCAAGUACAAGACAUUCUCGACCUGCUCAAAGCCUAUCAGACAAAACUCGCCGCUCAUAACGCCCUUGAUUUCGAUGAUCUCAUCUCCAAAUCAGUCGAAGUGCUUGAACAGGUGCCUGAUGUUCGGGCAGAGUAUCACAACGACAUCCGUUUCAUCCUCGUCGAUGAAUACCAAGAUAUCAACGCCGCGCAGUAUGCCUUGCUCAAACUCCUUUCCCGUUCUCCCCAACAUAACGUGAUGGUCGUCGCCGAUGAAGAUCAGUCUAUCUAUAGCUGGCGCGGUUCUAACCCCAAAUAUAUUGAACAAUUCAAGAAAGACUUUAAUCCGUCAGUAGUUGAGUUGGAGGAACACUAUCGGUGUAGCGAGAGGAUUCUGCGCGCUGCGGGGGCGGUGAUCGCUAAAAACACACGUCAGAAAGAGAGCGUUCUGAAAACACACAAGGGGGCCGGAAAUACACUUUAUCACUAUAUGACAGAAACCCCUGACAGGGAGGCAAAUCUCGUCAUUACGCUUAUCCGGAGACUUGUGGAAGGCAGACACUACUCCUACGGCGACAUCGCGGUAUUCUACCGUACGCACCAAUUGGCAGAAACGUUAGCCGAUCGACUGCACCAAGAGCGCAUUCAAUUUCAGCGCAUUGGUCGAACGAACUCUUUUCAAGAGGAACAUGCACAGGGGAUUCUCUCCUAUCUGAACUUCAUUCAGUGGCAACUCCCCCGCGAUAUUGAAAAGGCAGUCAAUUUUCCGCAGCAGCUAAUUGACGACCUAACGCUAGUCCGGUUAAAAUGGCUCGCACAACAGAAAGAUAUCACGCUGAUUGAACUGCUCAGAAAGAUUGAUGACUAUCGAGAUGAUGUAGGUCCCCUCACCCGUUGGAACGUGCGUCAAUUCUUCCAACAGAUUGAUCAUUUUCAUGAAAGAAUCGAAGAGGAAAAGAUCCUCACGAUUGCGAACCGACUCUUCGAUCUCCUUUCCUACAGACGCAGCCCGUACCAGUCCGAAGACAUGCACGAGAUCGAAAAUCAACCGGAAAUCCCCGGACUUCGCGCUGCGACGGAUACCCUGUAUAGCGCGAUUGACCGUGGGGAUCCCAUCCACCUGAUGGCAAGCUACGGGGUUGAUUCCCACUGCGCUGCCCACAUGAUCGGCAGCACUCUAGAACAAUACCUCAACCUCUCGAUUGAUAUAGAGCUGCUCCCUCUCGACUCGUCCCUGACCCCGACAAUGGACGAAAGCGGAGUCAAUAUCCUAAUCGGCGACUUUGGAGAACUGCCUGAACGCAAAGGGACAACAAUCUUACUCGGCUCCGCGUUUUUGAGUUUCAUCCAAGAUCGCAUCCUCAUCGGACACAAUAUCGCUGAGUUUGAUAACCCUGUGCUUGAACGCGACCUUGGGCGAUAUUUGAAACGUGGACUCUCCAAUCCAUACUACGAUACCCUUACCACGGCGCAACGCCUCUACCCACGCGAAAGCUGUAGUUUAGAAGCGCUCUCCACUAAAUUCAAGAUCGAACAUGACACCAUGCACCGAGCGAUUGAAGACGUACAGGUCAACCGCGAUGUGUUUGAUGAACUGAUCAAGGAGGAUCUACGCCGCCGUGAAGCAAGAUCGCUGCCCGAACUCGUACCGCUGGUCGGUAUUGGAAUACUUGCUGCACAAGAGGAGCAACAGGACAUCGGAAUAAACGAAGAAAUAGAAGGUGGAAUAAAGACCUAUUGCCAAGCUGCUGCGCGCUAUAUUCGGACACAUCGUCCGGAUCUAGACUGGCUAGAAGCAGAUCUGCAACCUACGGAGAGACAAUCGGUUCAAGAUUUCAUCAAUACACUGAAGCAGAUGCAGAUUGAGGAAUCACCAGAAGACAGGGAUUGGGAGGCGAGGCGCGCAAGGUUCAUGAACGGCGUUUUACAUUUUGAAACUACCAGUGUUGAAAGACGCCUCACCGAUUUUCUCGAUUAUCAGAAGCUGAUCAACAGUGCCGAUGAAGUAGAGGUUGAAACGGACAAGAUUACGUUGAUGACGCUCCACGCAGCAAAGGGAACGGAGUUUCCGGUCGUGGUCAUUAUCCUAGGACUAGAGGACGGACAUUCCCGAUUCGACGCCCAGACCAGCCACUAUCGGAACUUGAGGAGGAACGCCGCCUGUUCUACGUCGCCGAACGAGGGAGAGAUUUACUUUCGGGAUGAGCCGGUUAACAUCAACAACCCACGUACUGCUAUUAAACUCGGCAUCGGCAUGGUGCAGCAGCACUUCACACUUAUCCCUGCAUUGACUGCUCUCGAAAAUAUCGUCCUAGCAAAAGAGCCACGUCGAUUCAAAACCCUUCUCGAUACCGCGACAGCGCAUCGUGCCAUCACAGGGCUCGCUGAACAACUCGGUUUCCAUCUCGACCUGAAUGCGAAGGUGGAAUCCCUCCCGAUUGGCGGACAGCAGUAUGCGGAAAUCCUCAAAGCCCUUUAUCAUGGUGCAGAGACCUUAAUCCUUGAUGAACCGACAGCGGUCCUUGCGCCGCAGGAGGUUACUGGGCUAUUUGACUGUCUGCGCGGGUUGAAAGCGGAGGGAAAGAGCGUUAUUCUGAUUACUCACAAACUCGGUGAAGUCAUGGCGGUUGCCGAUACAAUUACGGUGAUGCGUAGUGGCAAAUCUGUUGCAUCACUUCCCAAAGCGGAAACGGAUGCCGCCAAAUUGUCCGAGUUGAUGAUUGGCAAGAAAAUUUUCAACAGUAUAACAACUCAGAAAAGAUCCGAUAAACCUAGCGAACCUAUGCUGCAUCUGGAAGGUGUCACGCUUCGCGCCAAGAACGGACGCGCCCCUGUUAGAUGGGGUUGGUCUCGACGUUUUCGCAGGGGAGAUUGUAGGGAUCGCAGGGGUGGAGGAAACGGACAAAACGAACUUAUUGAGGUACUGACAGGAUUGCGGAAAAGCGAUAGCGGCACCAUCACGCUCAAUGACGAGUCGAUUGUGAACCGAUCGCCGGCUGAGAUUCGACGGAAGCGUGUGGUGCAUCUGCCCGCCGACCGCCAUCGGCACGGCAUCAGUCUCGAUGACCGGGUUGAUGAAAAUCUGAUUCUCGGCAGCCACAAUCAACUUCCAUUUUGCCGGCAUGGACUGAUAAAACAGAAAGCUGCCCAUCAAUUUGCAGAUGACAUGAUUGAAAAGUACGAAAUCCGUGCCGGGGGUGUAAAUCUUCCAAUUCGGACCCUCUCCGGCGGCAAUCAGCAGAAGGUAGUUGUGGCGCGCGAGUUGGAAGGCGAUCCCGAACUAAUCAUUGCAGCACACCCCACGCGCGGGCUGGACAUCAACGCCGCUCAGUUUGUGCAUCAACAGUUGAUCGACGCCCGAAACCGGUCCAAGGGUAUUCUACUCAUCUCCGCCGAUUUGGAGGAACUCUUGAGCCUGAGCGACCGAAUUGCGGUUAUGUAUAAUGGGCGAAUUACCGGUAUUCUUCAGCCAUCGGAGACAAACGAAUCGCAGCUUGGAGAACUGAUGCUUGGGAAUUCCAAUAUGAAUAUAGUUCAGGUUGAAAACGUUAGUAAGCACUUUGGAGAAUUCAAAGCCGUUGACAACGUUUCCUUUAAUAUUGAAAAAGGAUCUGUGUACGGCUUGCUGGGGCCCAACGGUGCUGGGAAAACGACCACUAUCCGAAUGAUUAUGGAUAUCAUUGCGCCGGAUUCAGGGCAGAUUAUCUUCAGCGAAAAUCAGCAGAGCAGAGAUUUUGCAGACCAAAUUGGCUAUCUGCCAGAAGAGCGAGGACUUUAUCGAAAGAUGAAGGUGAAGGACGUGAUCCUGUUCAUGGCGGAGUUAAGAGGUAUGAAUCGUACAGAUACCUUCAAUGAGAUAGAUCGGUGGCUCCAGAAGAUGGAUUUGACCGAGUGGAAAAAUAAAAAGAUCGAAGAGCUAUCGAAGGGCAUGGCGCAGAAGAUCCAAUUUAUCGCCACCGUUAUCCACAAACCUGAGUUAAUUAUCCUCGAUGAACCCUUCUCCGGUCUGGACCCUAUCAAUAUGACGCUGCUGAAAGAUCUGAUGCUUGAGACUUAA